AUGCUAGCAGCAUGCAAUUCAGUUCAUCAGAAGAAAUCAGAACCAGAGCCCAGCUGUGUGUCUAUGAAGAGUGACUGGUCUAUUGAUAAUAUAAUAGAUUUUAAGACUGAAAAUACACAGACUGAUCUCAGUUUAGUCCAUCAGAAAAGAGCAGAUCGUGAGCCCAGCUGUGUAUCUAUGAGGAGUGACGUGUCUAUGAAUCAUCCAGUACAUUUUAAGAGUAGGGAUAAACAAACUGAUCUCAGCCAUGAAGUCCUCAACACGUUUAGAUCAAAUCUGAUGAAGAAGUUUGAGUGUCUGUAUGAGGAAACAGCGAUGCAGGGAAACCCAACACUCCUGAAUGAGAUCUACACAGAGCUGUACAUCACAGAGAGUGAGAGUGGAGAGAUCAGUAAUGAACACGAGGUGAGACAGAUUGAGACACAAUCCAGGAGAGAAGCAACAGAGGACAAACCAAUCAAAUGUAGAGACAUCUUUAGAGCUUUACCUGGACAAGACAAACCCAUCAGAACUGUGCUGACAAAGGGAGUCGCUGGCAUUGGAAAAACAGUCUCUGUGCAGAAGUUCAUCCUGGACUGGGCUGAAGGGAAAGAGAAUCAGGACGUCCAGCUCAUAUUUCCACUUCCUUUCAGAGAGCUCAAUCUGAUGAAGGAAAAAACACUCAGUCUUUCAGAUCUUCUUGAGGUCUUUUUCCCUGAAACAAAAGAAAUGGAAAUAUCCGGUGGCAAAUAUAAAGUGUUGUUCAUCUUUGAUGGUCUUGAUGAGUGUCGUUUGUCUCUAGAUUUUCAGAGUGAUGUGAGGUUGUGUGAUGUAAGUGAAUCAGUCUCAGUGGAUGUGCUCCUGACGAACCUCAUUGUGGGGAAUCUGCUUCCCUCUGCUCUCAUCUGGAUCACCUCCAGACCAGCAGCAGCUGAUCUCGUCCCGUCUGAGUGUGUCCAUCGAGUGACAGAGGUACGAGGCUUCAAUGACCCACAGAAGGAGGAAUACUUCAGGAAGAGAGUCAGUGAUCAGAGUCUGGCUGAGAGGAUCAUCUCACACCUGAAGUCAUCAAGGAGCCUCUUCAUCAUGUGCCACAUCCCAGUGUUCUGCUGGAUCUCAGCCGCUGUUCUGGAGGAGAUGUUGAGUCGAGCAGAGAGUGGAGAGAUUCCCAAGACUCUCACUCAGAUGUACACACACUUCCUGAUCCUUCAGACCAACAUCAAACAUGAGAAGGACUAUGAGAAGAACGUGACAGAUGAAGACAUGAUCCUCAAACUGGGGAAAGUGGCUUUUCAGCAGCUUGUGAAAGGCAAUCUGAUCUUCUAUGAGGAAGACCUGAGAGAGUGUGGCAUUGAUGUGACAGAAGCAUCAGUGUACUCAGGAUUGUGCACUCAGAUCUUCAGAGAGGAGUUUGGCUUGUAUCAAGGAAAAGUCUUCAGCUUUGUUCAUCUGAGCAUUCAGGAACAUCUAGCAGCUUUAUAUGUGCACCUCUCUUGUGUAAACAACAAUAUAAAUGUGUUUGACCAAAUCAACAAACAGAGUUUGUGGUCUAAAGUUAAGGCCAGGUUUCUGCUAAAUUCAUCCGAUUAUGUUUCUUUAUCUGACCUGCACAAGAGAGCUGUGGAUGAGGCUCUACAGAGUAAAAAUGGACAUCUGGAUAUUUUCCUGCGGUUUAUUCUAGGUCUGUCACUGAAGACUAAUCAGAGUCUUUUGCAAAGAUUAAUGAAACAGCCAAGAAGCAGCUCUGACAGCAGUGAGAAAACAGUUGAGUACAUCAAGAAGAAGAUCAGGACCAUUGACUCUCCAGAGAAAUCCAUCAGUAUGUUCCACUGUCUGAAUGAACUGGGCGAUCGUUCACUAGUGGAGGAAAUACAACAAUAUCUGAAAUCUGGAAGAAUAAGUGAAGCCAAACUCUCUUCAUCUCAGUGGUCAGCUGUAGUUUUUGUGUUGCUGACAUCAGAGAAGAAGCUGGAUGAGUUUGAUAUUAAUAAAUUUGCUAGUGGAAACAAUAAACUGAAAGUUUUUCAGAAGCUGCUGCCUGUGAUUAAAGAAUCCAUAUCAGUUCAGUUGAGUGAUUGCGGUCUCACAGAUGAAGGUUUUGCUGCUCUGGCUUCAGCUCUGAGAUCAAACCCUGAACACCUGAGAGUGCUGGAUCUGUCUGGGAAUAAACUAGGAGAUUCAAGCAUGAAGCAUGAAGGAGAUUUGGGAGUCAUGCUGUUUGGUGUAUUACAGAAUCCUCUCUGUAAACUGGAGAAACUAGUUUUGAGUAAGUGUGGUCUCACAGAUGAAGGUUGUGCUGCUCUUGCUUCAGCUCUGAGAUCAAACCCUGAACACCUGAGAGAACUGGAUCUGUCUGGAAAUAAACUAGGAGAUUCAAGCAUGAAGCUUCUUUCUGUUGUAAUGGCGAAUCCUCACUGUAAACUGGAGAAGCUGGGGUUGAGUAAGUGUGGUCUAUCAGAUGAUGGUUGUGCUGCUCUGACUUCAGCUCUGAGAUCAAACCCUGAACACCUGAGAGAACUGGAUCUGUCUGGGAAUAAACUAGGAGAUUCAGGAGUAAUGCUGUCUGAUGUAAUACAGAAUCCUCUCUGUAAACUGGAGAUACUGCAGUUGAGUGAUUGCGGUCUCACAGGUAAAGGUUGUGCUGCUCUUGCUUCAGCUCUGAGAUCAAACCCUGAACACCUGAGAGAACUGGAUCUGUCUGAGAAUAAACCAGGAGAUUCAAGCAUGAAGCUUCUUUCUGCUGUACUGGCGAAUCGUCACUGUAAACUGGAGAAGCUGGGGUUGAGAGAUUGUGGUCUCACAGGUGAAGGCUGUGCUGCUCUGACCUCAGCUCUGAGAUCAAACCCUGAACACCUGAGAGAACUGGAUCUGUCUGGGAAUAAACUACAAAAUUUCAGUCUGAAGCUUCUUUCUACCAUACUAGCGAAUCAUUGCUGUAAACUGGAAAAACUGUGGUUGAGUUAUUGUGGCAUCACAAAAGAAGGUUGUGCUGCUCUUGCUUCAGCUCUGAGAUCAAACCCUGGACACCUGAGAGAACUGGAUCUGUCUGGAAAUAAACUGGGAAGUUCUGUUGAGAAGCAUCUCUCUGCUGCACUGGCGAAUCCUCACUGUAAACUGGAGAUACUCGGGUUAAGAGAUUGUGGUGUCACAUCUACAGGUUGUGCUGUUCUGGCUUCAGCUCUGAGAUCAAACCCUGAACACUUGAGAUAUCUGGAUCUGUCUCGGAAUAAGCUAUCACAACUCGUUUUGAAGCCUCUCUCUGGUCUGAAGGAUGAUUCACAUAAUAAACUGGUGAAACUAAAGUAUUGACUCUCAGUAUUUAGACUUCAGUCCAGUUUCCUCAGGAUCAGCUCCUACAGAGACACAGUCACGCAAUCAACAGAGACUCAAGACAGAGACACACAGCGAUCACACUCAAUUCACAUCACUGUAUUGUUUUUAUAUUUUGUGGGUCUGUUUUUUUUUAAGUACUGUUGUCAUUAAAUUUUCCACAAUUAUCUCUUUAGAGGACCUGGACUUGCUGUAUAAUUUAAGACUAAGUUUUGUAUAUGAUGGUCUGUGCAUGAAUGUUGAAAACCACUGUGUACAAUUUGGGAUGGUUUUGAAUUUGCUAGAUAUUGAUUACAGUACAGAUGCUGUAACACUUGUUCCAAAUUUUCUUGUUUCUUUGAUGGCAGAGUUUUCAUUCUUUUAAGUGACAAAAGUUGAACACAUUUUAAUUAACAAACCAUAACAAGAUAUGUACAGUGCUGUGCACUAGACAACUUUUUAUGGGAGAAAGAGAUGAAUUUUACAAUUACAAUAUUUAUGUAUUUAUUUAUUUUUACUUUAUUAUUUUACUUCAGUGUAAAUUGAGAUAAAGGUGACAUUUUACAUUAGAGAGCAUCAAGAGCCUGACUAGUGAACAGAAAUAUAUAUUUAAAAUGUUGCAUUUUGUAUAUAAUGUUUCCUUCCCUUUGCU
This is a messenger RNA of Carassius auratus (goldfish), 3940 nucleotides long. Its product is annotated as NACHT, LRR and PYD domains-containing protein 12-like. Lineage: Eukaryota; Metazoa; Chordata; Actinopteri; Cypriniformes; Cyprinidae. The transcript has 12 exons. Gene Ontology annotation, molecular function: protein binding. Bases 1 to 3288 code for a protein of 1095 amino acids. The record is from RefSeq and is a predicted model, not a curated record.